GAGGAGGAGGAGGAGGAGGAGGCGAUAAUCCGCGCACAGACGGACCCCAUCCGAGCCGCUCGGCAGAAAGCUGCCCAGCAAGCGGAGCGUCGGGAGACCACCAUGGAGCCGCUGUCUCUCCGCGGGGUCGACUCUCCAGGCGGACCGCUGGAAGGACGCGCAGAGUGAUCCGUCCUGCGUGCGAGCAGAGGGGACGGAGGGGGGGAGACGACGCCAGAGAGUUGCCUUGUUUUUGACUUUUUCCACGGGGUUUUUCUCUCCCUCGGGGGCGUUGCGCAUCUUUCUCCCCGGAGCUCCUCCAUCAUCAUCAUCAUCAUCAUCAUCAUCUGAUGCCGGGAGCGCAGCGUCGGGUCAGGGGCUGAUCCGUGCGCGCUCGCCUCGGAUCGUGUCACAUCCUCCUCCUCUUCUUCUUCUUCUUCCUCUCUGCGCAACGCGUUUGGCUGAUUUAUUUUUUUUUAAGGUUUUUUGUUUUGGAGGGGAAGAAACCAGCUCUGGAUUGUUUGGCCCAUCAUAGAAAAAAAGGGAUUAUGAUUUUCUCCGACAUGAGCACGGGGACCAACUCCCCCAAGGUGCAUCCGCCGAACGGGACGAGGUUUUACACAUUCCAGGAGUUUGCUGCACUGACCAAGGAGCUGAACGCCUGCAGGGAGCAGCUGCUGGAGAAGGAGGAGGAGAUCUCCGAGCUCAAAGCCGAGAGGAACAACACCAGGCUACUGCUGGAGCACCUGGAGUGCCUGGUGUCCAGACACGAGCGGUCGCUUCGUAUGACGGUGGUGAAGCGGCAGGCUCAGUCUCCCUCGGGGGUCUCCAGCGAGGUCGAGGUCCUCAAAGCGCUCAAGUCCUUGUUUGAACACCAUAAAGCCCUCGAUGAGAAGGUCAGAGAGAGACUACGGGUGUCACUGGAGAGGGUGUCCGCCUUGGAGGAGGAGCUCACAGCAGCCAAUCAGGAGAUUGUGGCCUUACGGGAACAAAAUGCUCACAUUCAGAGAAAAGUGGCUUCCGGAGACGGAUCGGAGGACAUACUGGAGGGCAGUGAAGCUCAACAGAAGGUCCACGGCAAGCGCCUGUCCAACGGCUCCCUGGAGUCGGCCCACGAGGCGAGCCAGGUGGUGGAGCUGCAGGACCUGCUGGAGAAGCAGAACUACGAGCUGGCCCAGAUGAAGGAGCGCAUGUCCUCCCUCUCCUCCCGGGUCUCCGAGGUGGAGCAGGAGCUGGAGACCGCCCGCAAGGACCUCAUCAAGUCGGAGGAGAUGAACAACAAGUACCAGAGGGACAUCAAAGAGGCCAUGUGUCAGAAGGAGGACAUGGAGGAGCGGAUCGUCACGUUGGAGAAGCGCUACCUGAGCGCCCAGCGGGAGUCCACCUCGGUGCACGACAUCAACGACAAGCUGGAGAACGAGCUGGCCAAUAAGGAGGCGUUCCUCAGACAGAUGGAGGAGAAGAACAGGCAGCUGCAGGAGAGGCUGGAGCUCGCCGAGCAGAAGCUGCAGCAGACGAUGCGGAAGGCCGAGACGCUGCCGGAGGUCGAGGCCGAGCUGGCGCAGAGGAUAGCGGCCCUCACGAAGGCGGAGGAGCGUCACGGGAGCAUCGAGGAGCGAAUGAGGCACUUGGAAUGCCAGCUGGAGGAGAAGAACCAGGAGCUGCUACGGGCUCGACAGAGGGAAAAGAUGAACGAAGAGCACAACAAGCGACUCUCGGACACGGUGGACAGACUCCUCACCGAGUCCAACGAGCGUCUCCAGCUCCACCUGAAGGAGAGGAUGGCAGCGCUGGAGGAGAAGAAUCUGUUAAUCCAGGACUCGGAAGGUUACAGGAAACAGUACGAGGAGUCGAUCCAAGAAAAAUCUCAGCUGGCAGACGAGAUCGAGAAGCUGAGAUCAGAGCUUGACCAAUUCAGAUUGAGGGCAGGCUCCCUCACAGAACCCACCCUGUCACGGUCUCAUCUGGACACGUCGGCCGAGCUCCGAUUCUCCUUGGGAUCGCUGGCUGAAACCCAGUCGGACCACUAUCGCUCGGCCAAGGUCAUCCGCCGGCCGAGGAGAGGUCGGGUGGGUCUGCGUGAAACCAAGGCUAAAUCUCUGGGGGAGCAGGAGUGGCGCUCGCAGCAGCUCGGGGUUCUAGGAGGCCACCACUUCGAGAGCGACACGGAGAUGUCGGACAUCGACGACGACGACAGGGAAACGCUGUUCAGCUCCAUGGACUUGCUCUCGCCCAGCGGCCACUCCGACGCACAAACCCUGGCCAUGAUGCUGCAGGAGCAGCUGGACGCAAUCAACAAGGAGAUCCGGCUGAUCCAGGAGGAGAAGGAGUCGACGGAGCUGCGGGCGGAGGAGAUCGAGAACCGGGUGGCCAGCGUCAGCCUCGAGGGCCUCAACCUGGCCCGAAUGCACCACCACGGAGCCUCCAUCACUGCCUCGGCCACCGCCUCCUCCUUGGCCUCCUCCUCCCCGCCCAGCGGACACUCCACGCCCAAACUCGACCCCCGAAGCCCCGCCCGCGACAUGGAGCGCAUGGGGGUGAUGACGCUGCCCAGCGACCUGAGGAAACACAGGAGAAAGAUUGCAGCCGUGGACGAGGACGGCCGAGAGGACAAGGCCACCAUCAAGUGCGAGACCUCCCCGCCUCCGACGCCGCGCACCGUCCGGAUGACGCACACACUGCCAGCCUCCUCGCACAACGACGCACGAGGGAUCGUGGCCUCCCUGGAGGCUGAGGCCAGCGCGCUGAGCAGCGUCGCCAGCAGCCAGGACUCCCUCCACAAGCAGCCGAAGAAGAAGGGCAUCAAAUCCUCCAUCGGACGGUUGUUUGGCAAGAAGGAGAAAGGCAGAAUGGCACAUAUGGCACACAGACACGUCAUGGUAGAUCCACAAGCCACCAUGAUGGACGACAUGGCGGGCCAGGACAUGGGGGUGGGCAAGCUGGGAACUCAGGCCGAGAAGGACCGCAGGUUGAAAAAGAAACACGAGCUGCUGGAGGAGGCCAGGAGAAAGGGUUUACCUUUCGCCCAGUGGGACGGUCCCACGGUCGUAGCCUGGCUGGAGCUGUGGUUGGGAAUGCCAGCCUGGUACGUGGCGGCGUGCCGAGCCAACGUGAAGAGCGGCGCCAUCAUGUCGGCCCUGUCCGACACCGAGAUCCAGAGGGAGAUCGGCAUCAGUAACCCCCUGCACCGGCUCAAGCUGCGCCUGGCCAUCCAGGAGAUGGUCUCCCUCACCAGCCCCUCGGCCCCGCCCACCUCCAGAACCCCGUCAGGCAAUGUAUGGGUGACCCAUGAGGAGAUGGAGACCAUGGCAGCCCCUUCCAAAACGAAGUCACAGUCUGAAGAGGGGAGCUGGGCUCAGACUCUAGCUUAUGGCGACAUGAACCAUGAGUGGAUAGGCAACGAGUGGCUGCCCAGUCUCGGUCUACCUCAGUACCGCAGCUACUUCAUGGAGUGCCUGGUGGACGCGCGCAUGCUGGACCAUCUCACGAAGAAGGACCUGAGGGUGCACCUCAAGAUGGUGGACAGCUUCCACAGAACAAGUUUACAAUAUGGAAUCAUGUGUCUGAAGAAGCUCAACUAUGACAGGAAGGAGCUGGAGAGACGUCGAGAGCACAGCCAGCACGAAAUGAGAGACGUGCUGGUGUGGAGCAACGAGCGGGUGAUCCGCUGGGUGCAGAGCAUAGGCCUGAGGGACUACGCCAACAUCCUGCUGGAGAGCGGCGUGCACGGAGCUCUGGUCGCCCUGGACGACAACUUCGACUACAGCAGUCUGGCGCUGCUCCUCCAGAUCCCCAACCAAAACACUCAGGCACGUCAGAUCCUGGAGCGAGAGUACAAUAAUCUGCUGGCGCUGGGCACCGACAGGAGACUGGAUGAGUGUGAUGACAAAGACUUCCGCGGUCCGUCGUGGAGGAGGCAGUUCCCUCCCCGGGACGUCCACGGUAUAAGUAUGAUGCCCGGCUCAGCAGAGACGCUCCCCGCUGGAUUCCGUCUCACGGCGACGUCCGGCCACUCGCGAAGACUUCCGCCUGAGGUCGGACCCUCUGCAGUGCAGCGGCUGGACAGCUCCACGGUGAGAACCUAUUCCUGCUGAGGGGAGGAGGAAGAGAGGGACCUUAAACUGUACGCUGUACAGUUCUGAAUGGAGAUAACUGGGGGAGCCGCUGGAUGGGCCGACCUGCCGAGGAGACAAAACCAUUCUGACGACACGCACUGCCAAGAAGCCCUGCUCUCCUCUCCGUCCUCCCUCCCUCCCCUCCUCCCCUAACCCGACUCCCCCCUCCCCUUCCCCUCCACGCCCACCUACAAUGCGGGCACCAGACGCCGGUGCUAAUCUGUCCUGCAGGCUGCCCCCCCACCUUGUCCCCAUUUCUACCUUUUACAUGUACAGUAACUUGUCGAAGCAUAACGUACUGUGUAUUUCUUCUACAGGAGAUGUGUAGGUUUAUCUGUACAUAAAUAUGCCAUUUUUUUAAUAUAUACACACAUCUAUGUAUAAAAAAAAAAGAUAUUGAGAGUUUGUGCAAAAAAAAAAAAAAAAACGUCCCUGCCACCUCAUUUAGUGGACCAUAGAUUAAUAUAUGCUGCUCUUUAAACUGUCUCCAUACCCCCUCCACCCUCCACCCUCCACCCUCUAGAUCAUUUUGUACAUAUGGUUUUAUUUUUUCAUUGUGCUGAUGAUGAUGAUGCUGAUGAUGAACCUGUGCUGCGCCAUAGAGAGAGGAGUCGUCUGGAUGUUGUGUGAAAACCCGCCCUCUAGCGGCGUAGUACAAAUAUAACCACUCUGAGCCCCACCGACAACACGUCAUUAUAUCCCUUUUUCUUUACGGACUCCCGACGGGAGCGUUUUUGUAUUAAAAAAAAAAAAGAGAGAGAGAGGAUGCGUCGACGCAACCGGGGACGACGUGACAAGCACUUUGAUACAACCGCAUCAACUCUCAACGGACUAAUCGGUAGCCAAGGACACACGAAUAAAAAACAAGCAAAAGAGACGCCGCUGCUCUCCGAAGCUGCACAAGAAACCUUCUCUCAGAGAACAAGACAACAAAAAAGAAGAAGAAGAAGAAGAAGAAGCAGGACGUCGUCCGUAGAACCUGUCACUUGUUGUACUGUAUGUUUUUUUUGUCGGGCGAACACGUCAACACAAAAUGGACAACUAACACAACUCAGCCGAGCUGGCCUUCUCCCCCUCCCCCCCGUCAGACACCACGUCGACAGAACCGAGGAAAUAACUGAAAGACAGACUGCUUUAGCUCAUCGUGUGCGUAGAGUGUAUAUGACAAUGUUGAAGUGAGGUGACCUUUAAUGACAAAAACCCUGUUGCUUGCUGUGACUUACAUUGGUGUAACUGUUGACUCUUUGUUUACGUCGUGGUGGAAGGGGGCGUGGUCGAUCCUAAGGCCCCUCCCCUCCCCCCCGCUCAGCGUUUUCUGUCUUUGAGUUAUUUCUGAUGGACGACUGGAACCGAAGUCUUACGCUUUUUUUUUUUUUUCUUUUUACAUCUUUUUUUUUUCUCGAUUUGCACGAACAAUGAAUCGUUUUGUUAUUUUGUGUCCAUUUUUUUUUUUUUAUUUAUUCUUGUACUUUGGUCAAAACUAAGUGGUGAGCAAGCAAAAUUUUCAUUGUCAAUAAAAAAAAAAAAACUAC
Molecule: messenger RNA, 5626 nt
Organism: Acanthopagrus latus (yellowfin seabream)
Lineage: Eukaryota; Metazoa; Chordata; Actinopteri; Spariformes; Sparidae
Gene: ppfia2
Product: PTPRF interacting protein alpha 2
Exons: 30
Coding region: 528-4073 (1181 amino acids)
Biological process (GO): synapse organization
Cellular component (GO): presynaptic active zone
Molecular function (GO): protein binding
Source: RefSeq, a predicted model, not a curated record